AUGGCUGAAAACGAAGUCGUCAUGCGUGGCGACGGGAACUACAACAAAAACUCCUCCCUCCAACAAGUUGCAGUCCUCCCCGCCCUCUCCCUCCUCCCCUCCCUCUCCACCCAAAAACUUCCCGUAAUCGUAGACUACGGCUGCUCCCAAGGCGGCAGUUCCAUCAUCCCCCUCAAAACCCUCCUCGCUACCAUCCCCUCCGGUUCCAGCGUCCAACUCAUCUUCAACGACCGUCCAGAGAACGACUUCACGACCCUCAGCCGCACCAUCAAAGACCGCGAAGCCGACCUGAACCGCAAUGGCGAGCUCCACACGUUUCCCUCUAUGGUUCCAAUCAGCUACUUCAAUCAGAUCGUCCCUGACAACACCGUUGACGUCGGCAUGGCGUGGUCCACACUGAACUACCUCGAAACACAAAUGCCGCUCGCGCCAACCGCCGACCUACGCGAGAUGGUGCGGCAGCGGGCAGUGCGCAACGUCAAGCAAGGCCACGCCGAUCUCGUGAAAGUGCUCGCACUGCGCGCAAGGGAGAUCAAGAAAGGCGGCGCCUUCAUCGCCGGCACUAGCGCCCGGCCAUGUGGCGAGGGCUCGCACAUCGCGAGCAGCAUCAUAGGGCUUAUGAUGGGGCCGAUUGGGGCGAUGGUGGCCGCGGGGCGGAUGACGCCGCAGAAUAUCAUGGCCAUGGAUCCGCCGGCGCAUGAGCGGGCGAUGGAGGAGGUUAAUAGUGUGUUUGAGGAGGUUAAAGAGCUCUGGAGUGUGGAGAGCUGCUUUGAGAAGACGAUUGUGCAUCCGGCGUAUGAGUGGUUGGUGGAAGAGCUGAAGAAGGAUGAUGGGAGCGGGAAGGAGGGGUUGAGGAGGGAGUUUGCGACGAGGAUUGUGGAUUGGAUACUUGCGGCUUUUGCGGGUUUCUUUGUGAAGGCGUUGAGAUCAGGGAGGGAUGAUUAA
Messenger RNA from Mytilinidion resinicola, 945 nucleotides. RefSeq names its product S-adenosyl-L-methionine-dependent methyltransferase. The transcript has 2 exons. Lineage: Eukaryota; Fungi; Ascomycota; Dothideomycetes; Mytilinidiales; Mytilinidiaceae. Gene Ontology annotation, biological process: methylation. The record is from RefSeq and is a predicted model, not a curated record. Gene Ontology annotation, molecular function: S-adenosylmethionine-dependent methyltransferase activity. The coding region runs from base 1 to 945 and encodes 314 amino acids.